Molecule: messenger RNA, 1044 nt
Organism: Suillus subaureus
Lineage: Eukaryota; Fungi; Basidiomycota; Agaricomycetes; Boletales; Suillaceae
Product: YebC-like protein
Exons: 8
Coding region: 160-1002 (280 amino acids)
Cellular component (GO): mitochondrion
Source: RefSeq, a predicted model, not a curated record
AGCAAGUGACCUAAACUGCGACAAGUUGGCGAUGUUGAAGAAUUAUUUCCAAUUAUACUCAGGGACAGCAAUGUAUUAGGCAGUUCCUUCAAAGUACUCCACGUGAUCACUAGUAGUUCAACUGAACUGGCGUACACUACAAUUUGCUGGAUUUGCUGGAUGCUCCGUUCAAGGCUACCGACUGCCUGGCCGCGCGCAUCAUAUGCACGAUCGUUUUCCAAGAGCUCAGCACCGCUCUCAGGUCAUAAUAAAUGGUCAAAAAUAAAGCAACGAAAAGGUGCAGAAGACGCGAAGAAAUCUAUUUUGUACGGUAAAGCCGCCAACGACAUUCUUGCCGCUGCCAGGAAUGGCGGGUCACCGAUCCUUGAAGAAAACUCUAUGCUAGCCACUGCUGUCCGACGCGCAAAAGACGCCGGUGUUCCGAAGGAGAACAUUGAGAAUGCAUUGCUCAAGGCGUCCAAAAGUAAGAACGAUAAUGGCCAAGCUGUCUCUUAUGAAGCCAUGAUGCACGGCUCCGUGGGCAUCAUCAUAGAAUGUAGGACCAAUAAUAUCAACCGCACCAUCAAUAAUGUGAGGGAAAUCCUCAACCGUCACGGUGCUCGACAGGCUCCAGUCAAGUUCAUGUUCCGUCAGCGAGGAUACCUCAAAAUUGCUCUCGACUCAAACGAUAUAGAAGACCUGUUCAACGCAGCAGAGUCGACCCAGUGUGCCUUUGAUUUCGAUGAAUGGGAAGAUGACUCCGGUGGUAGUCGCGGAAUAGAGCUGGCAUGCUCUCCCGACGAGUUGUUCAAGUUAGAAGACGGACUUCGUCAGUACAUCCAGCAGGAUGCCAAUGCUGAAAUACUCGUCAGGGAGGUUAGAUGGGCCCCGCUGGAAGAGCAAGGAAGCACCGACGAUGAAAAAGACAGUGUCUCAAAUCUCGUCGAAGCUUUAGAAGAGGAUGAGGAUGUCACCCGUGUGUCGACUUCCCUGGAAUACAGCUCUCUGCUUGGAAACGCUUGAUCUAUAAUACAUACUCAUACAACAGACGGAUAAUUACAAAUU